AUAAAAAUCUGGUUGCAGGGCCAAUGAUUUACAAAGGAAUUUACCAUCUUUUCUACCAAUACAAUCCCAAAGGAGCUGUGUGGGGCAACAUUGUAUGGGCCCACUCCACUUCAAGAGAUCUUGUUAAUUGGACCCCACAAAAAGUUGCCAUCUAUCCAUCUCAGCCAUCAGAUAUUGAUGGUGCCUGGUCUGGAUCCGCCACAAUCUUCCCAGAUGGUACACCUGCAAUGCUUUUCACUGGAAUUAACCCAACAGGCCAACAAGUUCAAAACUUGGCUAUGCCCAAAAACCCAUCUGAUCCAUACCUCUUAGAAUGGGUCAAGUCCCCCAAAAACCCUGUAAUGGCACCCACUCCUGAGAACCAAAUUAAUGCUAGCUCUUUCAGAGACCCAACCACUGCCUGGCUUGGUGCUGAUGGAAGAUGGAAGGUGGUCAUUGGAAGCAGAAUAAACCGUAAGGGAUUAGCAUAUCUUUACAGAAGUAAAGAUUUUGUUUAUUGGAUUAAGGCCAAAACCCUAUUGCAUUCUGCUGAGGACACUGGAAUGUGGGAAUGUGUAGAUUUUUUUCCAGUGUCAGUUAACAGCUCAGUUGGGGUUGAUAUGCUAUCAAUAUUGGGACCAAAUGUUAAGUAUGUGUUUAAGGCAAGUUUAGAUGAUACUAAGCAUGAUUACUACACCGUUGGAGAAUAUGACCCUGUGAAGGAUGUUUAUACUCCAGAUGAAGGAUCAGUGGAUGGUGAUUCAGGGUUAAGAUAUGAUUAUGGGAAAUUUUAUGCUUCAAAAUCUUUCUUUGACAGCGCUAAGAAUAGAAUGAUCUUGUGGGGUUGGAUAAAUGAAUCUUCAAGUGUGAGUGAUGAUAUCAAGAAGGGCUGGUCUGGAAUUCAGGCAAUUCCAAGAGUUAUCUGGCUUGACAAAUCAGGAAAGCAACUGUUGCAAUGGCCAAUAAAGGAAAUCGAAAUGCUUCGCACAAAUGCAGUCCACUUGCCUAGAAAAGUCCUUCAGGGAGGUUCUGUGCUUGAAGUUCCUCGUGUCACAGCUGCACAGGCAGAUGUGGAGAUAACAUUCAAGGUAUCACAUUUUAGGAAAGCAGAAGGGCUAGACCCAAGCUGGACCAACCCACAAUUGCUAUGUAGCCAAAAGGGUGCAUCAGUUAGAGGCAGUUUAGGUCCAUUUGGGUUGCUAGUUUUUGCUUCUAAAGGCAUGCAAGAGUAUACAUCAGUUUUCUUCAGAAUAUUCAAAGGCCAGAACAAAUAUGUGGUGCUCAUGUGCAGUGACCAAAGCAGGUCUUCACUGAAUCCAGAUAAUGAUAAGACCACCUAUGGGGCUUUUGUGGAUGUGGACCCUGUUCAUGAGCAUUUGUCAUUAAGAAGCUUGAUUGAUCAUUCAGUAGUGGAGAGUUUUGGCGGACAAGGAAAGAGCUGCAUGACAGCAAGAGUCUAUCCCAUAUUGGCUAUAAAUGAAGAUGCCCACCUGCAUGCUUUCAAUAACGGAAGUAAAAGUGUCACCAUCACAAGAUUGAGUGCUUGGAGCAUGAAGAAGGCUAAUAUCAACUGAAAAACUAUAACAAAGUUGGGAAGUAGCCAAGGUUGAGAACUACAGGAGCAUGGACUGAAAUAUAUAUCUGCAGUCAUUGAUUUAUAAAGUGAUCAGAAAGAAACUAUAAAUUUCUAUACUUAUCUUUUAACUAUACUUUUUAGUAGUUUGUUUUUCUCUUUAUUGUAAUUUCU
Molecule: messenger RNA, 1726 nt
Organism: Hevea brasiliensis (rubber tree)
Lineage: Eukaryota; Viridiplantae; Streptophyta; Magnoliopsida; Malpighiales; Euphorbiaceae
Product: beta-fructofuranosidase, insoluble isoenzyme CWINV1-like
Exons: 5
Coding region: 24-1553 (509 amino acids)
Biological process (GO): carbohydrate metabolic process
Molecular function (GO): hydrolase activity, hydrolyzing O-glycosyl compounds
Source: RefSeq, a predicted model, not a curated record